Messenger RNA from Rhea pennata, 816 nucleotides. It is a transcript of the gene REC114, whose product is annotated as REC114 meiotic recombination protein. Bases 1 to 816 code for a protein of 271 amino acids. The record is from RefSeq and is a predicted model, not a curated record. Lineage: Eukaryota; Metazoa; Chordata; Aves; Rheiformes; Rheidae. The transcript has 6 exons.
AUGGCGGCGGGCGCGGGGUGUUCGGACCGCAGCUCGGAGCCGGGGCAGGCACCUGCCCGUGCUAACAGCCGGCCGGGCGGCGCCGACACCACUUCGCUCCUCGGUAGCGCCACAACGUGGCCUCUGAAGCGCUACGCCCGCUUCUUACCCCCGGCAGGCGGCGGCGACGACGAGCGAAAUGGCGCCUCAUGGAAGGUUUUUGAGUCAAAUGAAGAAUCAGGCUAUCUCAUCCUUACCAUUGUUGUAUCUGGCCAUUUCUUUAUUUCCCAAGGGCGAACAGUACUGGAAGGCUUUUCAUUAAUUGAUUCCCACAAGUGGCUGAAGGUAGUAAGAAGAGCAGACUGCCUGCUGUUUGGGGCAAAGUCAAAGCAGAAUGAAUGCCGUAUGUUCCGUGUUCAGUUUGGUGGAGAUUCAAAAGAACAGAUGCUGGAACACUGCUGUAACUGUGUGCAGAAACUUGCAGAGUAUGUCCCAGUUCAAGUAACUGAUGAACAAAGCCAGAUGCUCUAUCAAAGUCUCAAUCAGCUGGCUAAUGGUGAAAAUCAAAUGAAGGAGUCUGAACAAAAUGCAUCCAUACUAUAUACACCAGAUGAGCCUUUACCAGAUUCAUGCACAAGCCUUGGAGAAAGAAGAUCUAUAACACAGCUAGCACAGUCUGUGCUGAAAUCAAAGUAUGAGCUCCCCCUUGUGUAUCGGCAUUCUGUGUGGAGUGCACAAGAGUUGGGGCCUUUUAUUCGCUUAUGUCUUAUGGAUCAAAAUUUCCCAGCUUUUGUGGAAGAUGUGGAAAAGGAAUUGAAAAAACUAACAGAAGGUUAA